Molecule: messenger RNA, 1355 nt
Organism: Syzygium oleosum
Lineage: Eukaryota; Viridiplantae; Streptophyta; Magnoliopsida; Myrtales; Myrtaceae
Exons: 5
Coding region: 245-1144 (299 amino acids)
Source: RefSeq, a predicted model, not a curated record
CCGUCCCGUCGCUCCCGCCCCCCGUCUCUCUCUCUCCUUCCGCCGCGAGAGGGCCUAGAAAGACGACCCGCCUCGCCGGAAAAUCCCGGGGUUCCGCGGCGGCCGGAGCUUCGUUCUCCGAUCGCCCCUCCCAAUCGCUCCGUCCGACGCGGCGAAGGGGGGGGGGACCUCGGUUUCCGCCCCAUGCUUCUCCGUCGCGUUUAGCGCCCCGGUAUCGCCCGUCCGGAUAAAAGCGUCGGGAGCCAUGGAUUCUUCCGCCGGCGGCGGCGGCGGCGGGGCGGCGAACGAGAGCGGGAAUCCGCCCGCGUUGCUCCGAUUGUUCAUAGCUAUCCUCUUGCCUGUCGUCUUCUUCUUCUCCUCGUCGUUCUUGAUCGGCGUCGUCGCUCUCCUCGUCAGUAAUUUCUCGAUCCCCAGCCCUAUGUCGCUGCCUUCUCAGUGCAAAAUCGUCGCCAGCAGUGUGGAUAUAAGGUCGUCUAAAGUUUGCGAGCUCGGGCUGUUGAAUUAUAACGCCAAGAUUGUUUUCAGUUCGUCCGAGAAAAGGAAAUUCCGGUGCCAUUAUGAUUACUAUUGGGCUUCAGUAUUUAAGGUAGAAUAUAAGGAUCAUUUAUCAGGUCAGACUCGACUAGCACUUGCAGAGGCCCCAAACGAGGCCCUUCCUGCUGACUGCAGACCUGGUUUUGGUGUUGCUUGGUUGACCAAAGAUACAUUUAAGGUGAAUAAUACUUAUGACUGCUGGUAUACAUCUAGCAAUUCCAAAGUAAGCAUCUAUCAUGAUGACUUCUUCAGUUGCCAAGCCAAAGAUCCAUCUGCAAUGGAGAUGAUGAGGAGAUACUAUUUAUUGUUCUCAGAGAUUUUCAAAUCCUGGGUAGCCGGCAAGAUCAGAGCUAAAUAUUGGAAAUGGGAAACUAUUGCUGGGGUGGUUGCUGGUUUUUCAACCUCCUUAAUAACUAUGAGUUUUAUCAGACUCUUUCAACAGAUGAAAUCUCGGCAUUGGUUGCGUCCAACCAGGAUGCUUCCUUGCAUGGUUAGUGCAAACCGAUUGAAGCGUGCUUGUUUGUUUGUGGCAUAUGUAUCUUUUACUGGUUGGCUUGCUUUACAAUAUGGAAAAAAGCUGGGCCUUCCUGUGAUUUAUGUUCAUAGGUAAUCUGGAAUAGCCAUUUUUUUGUCACCUUGUCAUUUAGGAUUCUGCUACUAAUGUAAUUGCAGGAUCUCGUUGAAUAUUGUACUUAGCAGAAAAGAGAGAAACGUUUGCUUAGCAAGUAAGUGAUUGGUUGUUGUGUGGAAUAGCGGGAUGUAUGUAGUGAAGGGGAAGUUAAAGCAAGAGGCAAUUCAAAAUGCUGCUGUUGAUCUCUUAA